UAUCAAGAAACAGAAUACAAAUGAUUUUAGGGUUAUUGUAAGUAUAAGUGGCUGCUCUUAUCUUUCAAACCGAACUUAAUUGAUUUCUCCGGUUUCUUUUAGAGGUGAUGGUAAAUGUUUUUAUGAUAUUGUUGAUGAAGUGUCAUUAAGCGAACAAGAAGUUGAUGAUGAACCACCUCCUGCAGCUCGUCCAAUUCCAAAAGAAACCAAAGCAACCGGACAGGUAUCGGUUAAGAAAAAACCAACAUCCAGCACACGUGAAGAUAAAGACAAAGAAAGUGAGGAUCAAUCACUACCACAACAACAGCAGCAUCAAACAUCAUCAUCAACGACAAAACGAACACGAAAUAAUCUUGAUGAUCAUUUAUCCGAAUUAUUCCAACCAAAAAACAAAUCACGCAGACAAUAA
Molecule: messenger RNA, 409 nt
Organism: Didymodactylos carnosus
Lineage: Eukaryota; Metazoa; Rotifera; Eurotatoria; Philodinida; Philodinidae
Source: the annotation of a GenBank genome assembly